AUGGCUUUCAACUUCGGUGCUCCCAACCCCGCUGGGGGCAGCGCCUCUGCGGAGCUUGGUCCAGAGCUUCCCGAUGUCUUUACCGAUGAAGUCGGUUUCAAAGGCGUCUCUGGGGACGCAAACAUCCGCUUCCUCCCAACAGCAUGGCCCGACGACGCGCUUCCUGCUCCUACUUCCUCACUUCUGGCUGUCGCACACACCAAAGGCCUCGUUGUUGGUGCUGGUCCAGAUGUGCUGGUAAUCAGCACUACUGAUAUAAUUAGAAAGUCAAUCGAGGCGCCGGCCGGAGAAGAUAUGGAGAAAACGAAGCCAUUCCAACCUAUCGCCACAAUUCCCCUUCCUUCUCGCCCCACUCAUGUGGCAUUCACACCGGGCGACGAUGGCUUGAUUGUCGCCACGGAGAAUGGCCCUACAAUCUCAAUUUUCGAUUCAAACACCCUCACGCAAGGGAAUGCGCAGCCAGCGAUUUCAAUUCCCACGAACGGCGUAUCGCUACGAGCACUGGCACCAAACCCUGAUCCUUCCUCGACACUUGUCGCACUGGUCACCGUUAACGGCGAGCUUCUUAUCGCCGAUCUCAAGGCUGGGAGCCUACUUCCUGGACCCAGUGGCCCGGUUCUCAAGGAUGGUGUCAGCUGUGCUUCAUGGAGCAACAAAGGAAAACAGCUUAUUGCUGGAUUGGCCGAUGGCACUGGAUACCAGAUGACCCCAGAUGGAACGAAGAAGGCCGAAGUCCCUCGGCCAUCUGAUCUGGAGGGAGAUUGCCACAUUUCAUCAAUCGCAUGGCUCGAAAACGAUGUCUUCUUUGUGACAUGCACACCAAAUGUUUCAGAGGAUGAUAUGGGAAUGAACCCGGCUUCUUCAUACUACAUCAUAACCCGCCGCAAGCAGGCUCCGUUCCUCAUCCAGAAAUUGCCAGAAGUCUGCUCGACCAUGGGCUUCACGCUGAAGCGUGGUCCCGCAUUCCAAUUUAUCACCAGAAUUAGAGAGUACAAGCCUCACCUGAGAGAUGUCUUGAUCGUCGCGUCAACUGCGUCGACUGAUCUCGGCCUCAUCACACGAUCUGACCAACCCCUGGCCAACGAUGAGCGAACCAAACUUCAUGUUGGUCAGUUCAUGACCACAGAAGUAAGCGACGACACCAAACGUGCCAGUGUCCCGUUGAAGGACUCUGGAGGUGAGACAUCGGUCAUUGGCCUAGCACCAAACCUGUCAGCCACGGAAAAUGUCAUUGCGCCGCUUCCUGGUUCUGAUAUAUUGGAGAGCUCGACGCCCCUCCCUGGUGUUCUUCUUUUGAACAACGACGGUAUCCUCUCAUCUUGGUGGUUCGUUUAUGCUGAUUCCAUUCGCCAAAACAUCCCGUAUUCGGGGUUGAUUUCGUCUGGUCAGGCAACCCAAGCUCCCUCUCAGUCACAGGCCAUACCUCCGACCCCGGCCCCAGCCCCUGCACAGCAACCUGCAUUUGGCCAGUCAUCGUUUGGAGGUUCAUCAGCAUUCGGCCAGCCGGCUUUCGGAAAGCCAGCGGGAGCCUCUGCCUUUGGUAGCCCGUCAGCUCUGGGAGCUUCAACUAUGGGCGCGACUGCUUUUGGGAAACAAAGUGCUCCAGCAUUCGGCAGUCCGUCCCGGCUUGGCGGAAGUCCUGGCCCGGCCUUUGGAACCCCUGCUCCCGCUUUUGGCACCCCUUCUCAGCCGGGCGCAUCCUUCGGCACUCCCAGUACCCCUGGACAGCCACAGUUCGGGAAGUCUGGCUUCGGGGGUUCUGGGCUUGGACAGCCUAGCACCCCGGCAAACCCAUUUGGGGCCAAAGGGGCAGCAGCUAGCGGUGGUGGUUUCAGCGCCUUCUCCGGUGGAGGCGCCUUCAGUGGAUUUGCAGCGGCGAAACCGGGCGAGUCACCAUUCGCAGCGAAGCAACCCGGCGAGUCGCCGUUCGCGGCAACACAGCCAAAAAAGUCGCCCUUCGCAAAGGCCUCUUCUGGUGAAAGUGCAUUCGCUAAGAGCUCUGCCUCGCCCUUUGAAGCUAAGCCCCAGACAUCGUUCCCGCCUCCAGCUUCCAACGAAGUAAAGAAUUCCUUUGGCGCUCCGCGAGGUGGCUUUGAGCUGAAAUCUAGCUUCAAAGGCGAUGGCUCAGCUGUCAAUGAUUUGCCAAAAUCAGACAAACCUUCUUCCGGAGCGUUCUCACUUGGUGGCUCCUUUGACGAGAUGGUGUCGACGCCCGGCAAAGGGAGCGAGUCGCCGAUUGAAUCAAUGGAUGACACUGAAGAUGUCGAGCCUGUGAACAAGGAGACGUUUUCGAUUUUUGGGGGGGUAAGCAAACCUGCUUCACAGACUCCCACAUCAAUUUUCAGUUCGAAGACAACGACUUCGGCAGAGAACACAAAGUCAGCAUUCUCGAUGUUUGGCACCAAUGCCGACCAAAACCGCGUGACAAGUCCAUUGUCAGCACUAUCUGAUAAGACAGAGACACCCAAGAAGAACUUUCCUACCACAUCAGGCGUCGACGUGGAGACGCCAUUGCCACCAGAUUCUACCAGCCGGGCUAGUUAUGCCGCUGGAGAUACUUCUGCUUCUUCCGCCGAGGAUGCCCCCCUUCCUCCCGAUUUUACCAAAGCGAAGAAGGCUUCACUAAAACCUGAAGAUGACGCCCCUCUACCGCCUGAUUUCCUUUCGCAGAAGAAGCCUGCACCCAAGACGGACGACGCUCCUCUCCCUCCCGACUUCCUUACCCAGAAGAAGCCUGCAACCAAGACGGACGACGCUCCCCUUCCUCCAGACUUCCUAACAAAGCCCAAAAAGUCCGAGGCUGCGGCUGUUCCCGAGGACGCACCUUUGCCACCUGACUUUACCGCAAAGCCAAAGACCAAACCUGUCGAAGAGGCGGUUCCAAUUCCAGAUGAAUCUGAUGAAUCCGGUAUUUCCGAUGCAGAUUCAGAAGCCGCCCAAGAGUCAGACUUCAGUGAUAGCGGCGAAGAAAUCACACAUGACGAAGCACUGAUCGCCAAAUCCAAGCAAUCAGCUGAGAGCUCCUUUGGUGCAGUUUCCGAGCAAAGCUCCACCGGAGGAUUCUUCAGCAGCCCUGCUCGAAACGCGGAUGACAAAGGCCGUCUUCCCCGUCAGCUAUUUGGGGAGAUCCCUAAGCAGCCACUGCUUCCUCCCCCGGGCCCCAUUGCUCAAAGUAAUCGUGAGCCCUACCGGUCACCGAGUCCAGUUCGGGUCGGAGGGAAGAAGAACGUGCUAUUCUCUGAGAAAUCACAUAGUCGUAAGGGGUCCACAGGCACGCUGCACUCGCGUAAGGCAUCUCUUACCCAUAUUGCCCAGCGCGAUGGCCACUUGAUAAAGCCCAGCGAUGUUGCUCGCGAGGAGCAAGAGAAGCAGGCACGCGCACAUGCUGCAGCUCAACUUCAGGAAGAUGAUGUUCUAUCUUUGUCAGACGAUGACGAUGACGAUAGACUCCGCGAUGAACUAGCUCAGCCUGUUGAGCCAGUUGAUACCCUGGAUCCAUUCUUGCCCCACCAGAACUACAUGGGCGAGACUGCGAAGCCAGGUAUUGCCGGCCAGGUCGAGCGACUCUAUCGCGACAUCAACUCUAUGGUAGAUACGUUGGGCAUAAAUGCUAGGUCAAUGGCGGGAUUCCUUCUGCAUCAGCAGCCUAAGAAACCCUCUGAUCUCGAUGAGUGGGUGAUGGUCCUGAACAGCGACCAGCCUGCUGAUAUUCUCGACACAAAGAUGGCCUUGAAGGACAUUGAGAGUUUUGAAGCGCUUAUUGCUUCAAUUGCACAGUCGUUGGAGAACCAACGGGUGCAGGGAGUGGAUGAAAAGCUUGAUGCAUGCCGUGACCUGCUCACAAAGCAGGUUGUCACCCUACGAGGCCAGUUCGCAAGCAUCCGCAAGACUCUUGACGCACACACAGACAUCGGCGCUAUUCUCGAAGCACCACUUUCUGCCGAGCAAGGUGCGCUCCAGCAUGAUCUACGCACCACAUUCACGAAUAUCCAGGUCAAGAUGGCCGCUCUUGAAGAGGCAGUCUCCCUCCUGCGUGCCAAAAUCGCCGACAUUCCGCAGGCGAGUGGCGCAGGCAGGAACCGACCAACCGUCGAGGCUGUCACCAAGACCAUUGCUACAAUGAUGAGCAUGGCUGAGGGCAAGAGCACAGACAUCGAUGUUCUCGAGGCACAGAUGCGCAAGCUCGGCGUGGACAUUGCUCCCACAGGACCUCCAAGCCGCGAGGCGUCGCCCUUCUCUACUCCUCGCAAGAACGCUGCUGGCCGUAUGCCCAUGACCCCUGGGUCGCGAGGCUCGAUUGACGGUAGUGCCUAUCACACCCCCGAUUCUGUUUCGCGCGGUCUCAACUUCCGGGCCAGCAUCAAUGGCUCAGUGAGACAGAGCCGUCUCCGCAGCGUAGAGGGUGCUGGCGAGCCUGCCAUCCCACAAGAAGACGCCGUCCAAUACAAGGCCAAGAAGUCGCGUCGCCAACACUUGAAUGCCAACUUGAAGAAGGCCUUCGAGGGCAAGCAGGCAAAGGUGCGCGGUGUCGAUGAAUGGUAG
Molecule: messenger RNA, 4542 nt
Organism: Penicillium egyptiacum
Lineage: Eukaryota; Fungi; Ascomycota; Eurotiomycetes; Eurotiales; Aspergillaceae
Source: the annotation of a GenBank genome assembly